This is a messenger RNA of Lachnellula hyalina, 2901 nucleotides long. It is a transcript of the gene Ank3, whose product is annotated as Ankyrin-3. Gene Ontology annotation, biological process: RNA processing. Lineage: Eukaryota; Fungi; Ascomycota; Leotiomycetes; Helotiales; Lachnaceae. Bases 1 to 2901 code for a protein of 966 amino acids. Gene Ontology annotation, molecular function: RNA nuclease activity; RNA binding; protein binding. The record is from RefSeq and is a predicted model, not a curated record. The transcript has a single exon.
AUGGCUACCACCUCCAAGGGUGGCCAGAAGGCUCAGACCCAAUGCCUCGACGUCUGCCACAAGACCACGAGCUUCAUUGAUCGCAUCUCGGUCCAUAUAUUAGAGUGUCUGACAUCCGGCAAAGCGCUCCCCGAUGGCUUUGAAGUCUUGGCGCACGACUUUCUCGACAUCUGUCAGAUUCUCUUCUCCAUCGAGGCGGGUCUAAGUGAAUAUAAUCGCACCGGACAGCGAUUCCCUCCUGAACUGAUCACAGAGCUCUGCAUCAAGUUCCGAGUUACGCAGGCUGACUUCCAGAUGCUCGACCAGAUGCUGGGAAAGGUUCUCGGUCACACCAGUGGCAUGAAGCGCGCAUGGGGUAGGAUGUUUGGUGAUCAGGAUAUCAAGAAGUUGACAUCUGCUCUGAGAAAGACGCGCGAAAGCCUAAGGAUGAGCUCGCUCGUCUUCCAAUGGAGUCUGGGAAGCGACAAGGUCGAGAGAGAGAUGGGUAUUGGAUACACUGGAUUGGCCGCCGCGCUGGAUAGGAUGGAUCAUAACUCUGGCAAUGGCAACAUCAGUCGUAAUGGCAACGGCAAUGGCAACAACAGUGGCAUUGGCAUUGGCAUUGGCAACGGCAAUGGAAAUGGAAAUGGAAAUGGAAACGGAAAUGGCAAUAACAAUGGCAAUGGCAGUGGCCGUGCUGGAAGUGUUAGGAGUGCGGGUCACAACAGCAUCCAACAUCAGAUGCCAGCAGUGAUGCCCUAUGAAGUAGCAGAUGACCAGAAUAGCUUCCAACAGCAGCAACAACUUUACCAGCAGAAUCAGCAGCAGCAUCAACAACAAUUCCAGCAAGCUCCGAGCUGGACCAACAGAUCGUCUUCGAUUCAACACAAAGAUUUACCCGGCAGACCAGGCCCAGGUUAUGGUAAUGAUUCCGGAAUCAGAAUGCCUUCGAGCCCGGUUAUUCUUACGACUUCAACACCUGCAUCAACCAACGAGUGGCAAUAUUCCGCGAUGAACGAUUCGCACGACAGAGGUAGUGUCAACGACGAUGCCCGUUCUCAGAUGACAGGUAUCACCGAGUCUGACACCUUCCACGAAGAUAUCUCUCAUUUGGACAUUGGUCAUGGUAAAGCCGUUCGCCACAAGGUUGAGCCCGCCAACAUGCCGCGCAUUUAUGCUCGCAACUCUACAGAUUCCGACACGUCUAAUCUGAAAGCCCACCUCAUGUCUGCUAUUCGCGGCAAGAAUCACAAAGUUGUCGAGCAGUUGCUCAAUCGUGGUGUCUCGCCAAACACGGGCCCGCACGUGCAUGCAUUGAAAGAGGCCAUCCUUGUCCGUGAUGAAGAGAUUAUACGCCUUUUGCUUGUCUACGGCGCUGAUACCAACGAACUAGACAGAGAUGGCGUCACCCCACUCUUCGCAGCAGUCACUCAAUCCUUCCUCGGAGCGGCAACUAUACUGCUCAAGUACGGCGCCGACCCGAAUCUCGUGGCUGGGCCAGAGUUGGAAUCCCCACUCUCCCAUGCCGUUAUUGCCAAUAUGGUAGGCAUGUCUCAUUUAUUGCUGACCUAUAAUGGCGAUGAAAACACCAUCACGGCUACUGGUAACACGCUUCUCAACAGCGCCAUCAAAAAGAAGACACCCAAGAAGUUCAUUGAUUGCCUCCUCGACUAUGGCGCAGAACCCAAUGCCAAGAGCAGAGAAGGCGUGACCGCUUUGUUCGAGGCAAUUCAAGUUGGUAGGGCAGAUAUCGUAGCCAGUUUGCUAGACCAUGGUGCAGACCCAAACUUGCCUGGUCCAAAGCACAUGCUGUGGCCGUCGACGCACCAAGCGCCUUGCUUGCAGGUCCUGCUUGCUCACGGUGCGGACCCGAAGAGGGCUCCCGGAAUCAUGGAACUUGCUGUCGGCUUCAACAACAUCGAGUCGGUGCGCCUCCUGCUCAAGGCUGGCGUCAGCCCGGAUACGAAGAAGGAUGGCAUCUAUACGCCUCUGUGUACAGCCAUUCGAGACAAUCGAGAGUCCAUCCUCCGUCUUCUCCUUGCCAAUGGAGCUAAUCCGGGGAUCAUGGCGAGCGAGUACCCAAUCUUCAAAUGCAUAACCCACAAGAGACUCCACUUCCUGCCCAUUCUCGUCGAAGCCGGCGCAGACCUCCACAAUCCCAAGGGCAUCGUAGAAACAGCCGUCACCUAUAAGAACCUGGAAGCUUUGAACUGGCUGCUGGACCAAGGUCUGAAUCCCAACGACAAGGGCACCAAGGGUGCGUCUCCGCUGACCUCGGCUAUCCGCGAAGGCCGCUUCGACAUGGUCGACUUGCUGCUGUUGCGAGGAGCCGAUCCUAAUAUGCGGGGACAAGACUGGCCGAUCUGCAUGGCUGUCCGCAAUCCUCUGAUUCUCAAACGCCUUCUCCUAGAAAUCUCCGAACCUCGCGCCUUCAAAGGAGUCAUGGAGAUGGCGGUAUCAGCUAACCAGCUUGAAUCCAUGAAGCUUCUCCUCGCUGCUGGCAUCUCCGUCGAGGACAAGAACGGCGGCGUCUUCUCCCCUCUUACAACCGCUCUUCGAGAGAAUCGUAGGGAUAUUGUUAAGUACCUGCUCACAGACGGUGGUGCGGAUGUUAAUGCGCCUGGAGAGCAUCUACCAAUCGUCAAGGCUCUGCGCCGUUUUCAUGGCGAAGAUACAGAGAUGUUGGAAUUACUUCUCGCCCAUGGCGCAGAUCCCAACAAGAUAUACCGCGGUUGGAAUGGAAUCAUGCAAGCGGUCGAGAAUGGUGACCUGGAUGUUCUGGAGAUCCUGAACAAGAAAGCUGGCUUCGACUUGGAAGUCAAGGACGAAAUGGGAAAGACCGUUGUGGAGAUGGCUGCAUCCAGAGGAUGGGAUGAGGCUGUUCAGAUUUUGAAAGAUGGAGAUAUUCGACUUCGGAAGUAA